CGCUAAGGAUGAAUUUAGUCUUGCAAGAGUUGGUCUCCCAGGUAAGUAUCAGUAAUCCUGAAGAAAGACAAAGAUCUAACUCUGGACAUCAUGGCAUCCAAGAAUACUACACUGAAGCUCCGUGCAGUGCCAUCAUGGUGAACUGCUCUCAGCCAAACCAACCUGCCCUGCUGGAGGCUCUGACACCAUUCUUUAACCUGAGCGCCAUACGACCCGUCAUGAACAUGGCAACCGUAACCAGGGUCCACACCGCCUUCACCUUGUAUGGAAUUCUAGGAGUGGAUGAAAAGGCUCAACUCUUGAUCACUUACCUGUGGCUAAAUUAUCGGUGGGAAAAUGAGUUUGUCAGUUGGGAUCCAAUCCAGUGCGGCACCGACAAGAUUACUCUCCCCAGAAAGAAAUUUUGGUUGCCAGACAUCGUUAUCAAUGAAUUUAUGGAUGAAAACACAGCCCCAACUGUCCCAUACGUGUACCUGCAUAGCAAUGGUACGGUGCGCGAUGCUCUACCGGCCAAAGUUGUCAGCUCCUGUAACCUCGAUAUCUACACCUUCCCCUUCGACAUACAGAAUUGCACUUUGACUUUCAACUCAUACCUCCACCUUGCAACAGACAUAAAGAUUGUCCUAAACAAACCUGUAGAUCACAUCACAGAGCACUCCAAGGACGUUAUGACGACAAUGGGGGAAUGGGAGCUGCUGGAUAUCACCUACCACAAAUACAGCAUAAAUACUGAUGUUGGUGGUCAAAUUGAUGAGCUCGCAUUUCAUAUCAGAGUGAGACGUCGCGCCACCCUAUAUGUAGUGAACUUGCUGAUCCCCAGCUGCUUCCUCAUCACAGUGGACAUGUUCAGCUUCCUGCUGCCUCCCCAGAGUGUGGACCGAUCCUCCUUCAAGAUGACCCUUAUCCUGGGCUACACCGUCUUCCUGCUCAUCAUGAAUGACUUGCUGCCUAUCACUGGAAACACAAUACCCCUCAUAAACGUGUUCUUCUCUAUCUGCCUGGCUCUGAUGGUGGCCAGUCUACUGGAGACUAUCCUCGUCACCCACCUGCUGUGUGGCUCUGGUGACUUCUCCCCCGUCCCCCGCUGGGUUCAAGUGCUUGUUCUGCAAAUUCUGGGCCGUCUUGUCUGUCUGUCUCAGAAGACUCAAGGUUCAGACAUGGAGCAAAAUGUUGUGGUGGCAAAGAGUAAAGCUGAUGAGGAGCCUCCAGAGGACAGGGGCCCAGUGGUGGAGGACAAGGCCCUGCAGGAGCUGAGGAGCAUGUGCAAGGACCUCCAGGCUCUGCGCCUCCAGGUGGAGCAGCGGGAUGGUGGAAGCCAAGGCUCGGAGGAGUGGAUCCAGGUGGGUUUCAUCAUAGACCGCCUGCUGUUCGGCCUCUACAUCCUCUUCAUAUCAAUCAGCUUCAUUACCAUCAUCAUUAUCUGGGUGACCUCAUACAGUCAGUAGACAACUGCUGUCUGCUUUGAAGCACUCCAUUUAUGUGGCUUGUCACAUAAAUGUUUCACUCAACUUUUGAUCAAUAUGUCAAAAUCUUGUAAUGUUUUAGA
This is a messenger RNA of Seriola dumerili (greater amberjack), 1546 nucleotides long. RefSeq names its product 5-hydroxytryptamine receptor 3C-like. Gene Ontology annotation, cellular component: postsynaptic membrane; synapse; neuron projection. Gene Ontology annotation, molecular function: transmembrane signaling receptor activity; neurotransmitter receptor activity; extracellular ligand-gated monoatomic ion channel activity. Bases 9 to 1445 code for a protein of 478 amino acids. NCBI's taxonomy places the organism in Eukaryota, Metazoa, Chordata, Actinopteri, Carangiformes, Carangidae. The record is from RefSeq and is a predicted model, not a curated record. Gene Ontology annotation, biological process: chemical synaptic transmission; regulation of membrane potential; signal transduction. The transcript is spliced from 10 exons.